Molecule: messenger RNA, 1812 nt
Organism: Rhipicephalus sanguineus (brown dog tick)
Lineage: Eukaryota; Metazoa; Arthropoda; Arachnida; Ixodida; Ixodidae
Product: rRNA methyltransferase 1, mitochondrial-like
Exons: 8
Coding region: 138-779 (213 amino acids)
Biological process (GO): rRNA methylation
Cellular component (GO): mitochondrion
Molecular function (GO): RNA binding; RNA methyltransferase activity
Source: RefSeq, a predicted model, not a curated record
CUGCGUGCCCGCAAGCGCGUCCUGUACGAGCUGCAUGUAGAUGAGGGCAAGCUGUCCAAGAUAGACAGGCUGGAGGAGAGUCCGCUGCUGCUCCAGAUACUGGACUUGGCCAAGGAGCAGGAGCUGCCCGUCAGUGGAUGCCCACAACCCGCCUGCAUCAGUGGUGCGGUGGAGCAAACCACCAGGGUGUGUGCCUUGAUGUGUCCCAGCUUCCUGUUCUGCAAGGCGAAACCUUGUUGGGCUCCUUGGACAAAAGUGAUGUUGGGGAGAACCCUGGCAGGCCUCUGUGGCUCUUCAUGGACAGGAUACAGGAUCCAAUGAACUUUGGUGCUGUCCUCCGAUCGUCAUGCUAUUUUGGUGUACAGAAAGUUUUCGUGCCUGGCAAAGACAGUUGCCGUCUGUCGCCAACGGUGAGCAAGGCAAGCUCGGGUGCACUGGAAUUGAUGGACCUGUACGUUCUGAACGCACCGGAGCAAUUCAUGACGGAACUGAAGGCGAGGGGCUGGUGGAUUAUGGGAACGUCUAGUUUUUAUGACUCCAAAAGGCAUGCGUCGCACAGUGAAAGCGUCAAGCUCACGUGGGACCUGCCGCCACCUGACAAGCCUCUGUUGCUGAUUGUUGGUAAUGAGGGCCUAGGGAUACAGCCAGAGCUGUCUGCCCUCUGCGACUCUGUCCUCUGCGUGGCCCCUGUCAGUGAAGACAGUCCCAUCGGCAGCCUCAACGUCUCCGUGGCAACGGGAAUAGUGCUACAUCACCUAUCUCUGUCUCGACGGUCGUGAGGGUGCGACACCGAGAGCCCCUACUACAGACAAAGCCAUCGCUCGUUUGCGGGACACAACCUGGACGAGUUUCAGGUGAUGUUCUGCACACAGGCAGGUGACCCAGGUUUCCCCAGCUGGUGACCUUGACAGCCAGGAUGGAGGACCCUGCUUGACCUACUGCUGCGGCUUGCACAAAGUGGCUUCUGGUCAUUGCCCUGUCCUGGGACACUUCCUGGUCAUUGCCCUGACCUAGGACAUUUCCUGGUCAUUGCCCUGUCCUAGAGCACUUUUACAUGCCACACAGUUGAUACGAGAGUGGUGGGCCAUGUGCAGUUCCCCUUGCUGCAGGUUCUGGUGUGAACAGAAUACAGUAGACUCUCGGUAAACGGAAGCCUGUUAAAUGGAACUGGUGCUAAAUCGAACAACUGCCCCUAAUAUGAUUGGUUUCAUACACUCAAACCUCAUUAUAACAAAAUCACAUCUGACACGAAAAUAGGAUCGUUAUAUCCAAAAAUUCGUUAUAAAUGUAUAUUUGUAACACUGUAUUUAUGACAAGACUAUUCUUCAUUUACUUCGUUAUAACCGAUAAUUCGUUAUAUCCGUGUUUGUUAUAUUGAGGUUUGAGUGUACUUGGAUUCUGCAGCCCUGCUCCUGUCUUAGUAAACGGAACUCCUUUUAAAUGGAGCAUGUUUUCCUGGUCCUUUCAGCUUCCAUUUAAUGAGAGCCUACUGUAUCUCGUUAGGGUUGUAGUUGUAGUUGCAAAAGGCAAAGCUAGAAGGGAUACUAAAGAGAACCACGAAAUCAUUUUAUGCUAAUAAUGUGUUCUUUCGAAACCCUAAUUUCAUUGCUUUUGCUCUGAUUGGUUAACUAGCAAAACAUGAAAUAAAGCAAAGGUCAGUUUCACAUUUUGAAUUUCACAUUGAAAACAUGUCAGUGCGAUGCGUUGGAUCUGCAGGGCUGUGCUUCAGUAAAUAUUCCCAAAUAUUGUUUCUAGAAAAAAAUAAAUUCCGGCCUAUCUCUGCCAGAAAAAAAAAAAGUUAUCUUAGACUGG